Messenger RNA from Aspergillus tanneri, 687 nucleotides. RefSeq lists its product as uncharacterized. Bases 1 to 687 code for a protein of 228 amino acids. NCBI's taxonomy places the organism in Eukaryota, Fungi, Ascomycota, Eurotiomycetes, Eurotiales, Aspergillaceae. The transcript has 2 exons. The record is from RefSeq and is a predicted model, not a curated record.
AUGAGAAACACCAAGUCUCUCCUCCGCAUCGGAGUGAUGCUCGAAAGUGUUCAGCUCCUUGAUAUCGCAGGAAUCGACAUCUUCGGCAACCUGGGCAAAGAUUACUUGACUAGUGUCCAGAGUAUGAUGCCCCAAGCAGCGCAGUACCUCGACAUUGCCCCCAAGAUCGAAUGGCAUUACGUGUCGUCUACAAUGGAGCCUAUGACUUUGACCCCAUCAACGAAGAUCAUCCCAACUGAGACCUACGACGACUGUCCUCGUGACCUUGAUAUUGUUCUCACGGGAGGACCGUUAGUGUCGGUCCGCCCGGAGGCAGCGGAUCGGUACAUGAAAGAAGCCUGGGAGACCACUCGAGUGUGGAUGACGACCUGCGUUGGGGCGAUGUGGCUGGCCGACUCAGGGGUGCUAGAUGGACACAAUGCGACGACUAAUCGUGGAGUGCUCCCCGCUGCAAAGAAACUGCACCCUAAGGUCAAUUGGCUUGACCAGAGAUGGGUGAUAGAUGAAAAGCCAUACGCUGGGGAGGGCAAGGGCGAGUUAUGGACUGGUGGGGGCGCAGGAGCAGGUCUGGACAUGAUUGGAACCUAUGUUCUGAACAACUUCAACCAGUCAUUUGUCAAUUCAAUGUCACUUUUACCCCUACAAAUGGGCCCUGAUAUUGAGAAGGGCCAGUUCUAUACGAACUGA